Molecule: messenger RNA, 2082 nt
Organism: Octodon degus (degu)
Lineage: Eukaryota; Metazoa; Chordata; Mammalia; Rodentia; Octodontidae
Gene: Pnma8a
Product: PNMA family member 8A
Exons: 2
Coding region: 246-1553 (435 amino acids)
Source: RefSeq, a predicted model, not a curated record
CUCCGCUCAGGAGCGGGGCUGCUCGUGCUUUUUGGCUCUUUCUGGCUCGAGCCGUCGCGCCCCACCGGGAGCCACCGCGGCAGCUUCUGGUUGGCGCCAGAUCCCGGGGAGUGCGCGCGCUCGGGCGCCCCUGCAGGGGACGUCGCCCCCGGCUCCUGAGAUCUCCGGGUGGCCUGUGUGGGAGCCGCAGCAGCAGCCCACAGCCACCUUCUGCACCCUUCGCUGCCUUGGGGCGGAGCAGCUGCAUGUUGGAAGCCGCAGCGAUGAACCUCCUGGAGGACUGGUGUCGGGGGAUGGAGGUGGACAUCCGCAGGUCCUUGUUGGUCACGGGCAUUCCCGAGGACUGUGGCCAAGCAGAGCUCGAGGAGACCUUGAGUGGGGUCCUCGCCCCCCUGGGCCCGUACCGCGUGCUCAACAAGAUAUUUUUGAGGGAGGAGAAUGUUAAAGCAGCCCUCAUCGAGGUGGGCGAGGGCGUGAACCUGAGCGCUGUACCCCGAGAGUUUGCCGGGAGGGGUGGUGUCUGGAAGGUAGCCCGUAGGGACCCCACGCAGGAUGCUGAGUUUCUGAAAAACCUGAAUGAAUUCCUGGAUGCCGAGGGGCGCACCUGGGAAGAUGUGGUCCGCCUCCUACAACUGAACCGCUCCCCACCACCCCAGAGUGUCCAUCAGGCCUCGGAGACCUGGGCGGAAGCCUUGGGGGUGCUCCUGGGAGCUGUGGUGCAGGUCGUCUUGUGCAUGGAUGCUGAGAUCCGCAGUCGGCAGGACGCUCGGGCUCAGGAGGCUGCUGAGGGCGAGCAGGGGGCGGCCUGGGCUUCGGCCGUAGGGAGGAAGGUCAAGAAGGAGCCAGGGCUUGCCACGGAAGUGGGCUUGGCUUUGAAGAUGGAGAAUUCCCCCCCCCGCUGGAAGGGCGUGGAAGACCAGGGCGACCUUCCCAAGCCCAUAGUUCGUAGGGCUGGAGCUAAGGCUCGCUCCAGGAGAAAGAAGCAGAAGAAAAGCUCCAAGCAGGAACCAGUGCUCUGGAAAAGACGGAAAGGCAGCCACUGCAGCAGCUUGGCCUACUCGGAGGGGCCUGAAGCCCGUGAGACUCAGAGUAUGGAGAUCCCAGAGUCUGGGAAGAGCCACAGAAAAGCCCGUGUGAAGCAGGAAGGGCCAGCGUCAAAGCAGCCCAUGGGGACAAGUACCUGGAAGGUUCUCAGAGAGCCACCUCAGGAUGCCCUGGCGGGAGCUAAGAGCCCCACAGGCUUCUCAGAGUCGGACCAGGAUGGCGGUCAGGAGAGGCUGAUGAAGAAGGCCAUGUCCUGGGCUUCUGGGAAGAGCCCCAUCGUGGUGAGGAAGAAGAAGGUGACUUUGGGCCCUGUCUCGUAUGCCCUUGUCGAGUCUGAAGAUGCUAAGAAGAAGCUGGUGGUUCCAAAGAAAGGAUUAAGACCCAGAAGGGCUGCAUUGGCUCAGGAGGCCCUGUGUGACCGGCACCCUGCCACAGCGCCUGCCUCAACAUCGAGGUGUCCGAAGGUUAAGGCUGCAGGCUGUCCUCGUGCCUCCAACGGGCUGUUGUGAUGUACCCAGAUUCCAGGAGGCUUUGAUCCCCAGGACCACCCAUGCCUGGGUGUUGAAGGAAGGCCAAGGAAGACUAAGGAAGAAGUCCCAAGCUGGGAACAGAGUUUUCGCUUGUUGUCAAGUGGGACAAGAGUGUUGACUCUUUGAGGGACCCAGUGUGUAGAGCUGUGGCUCAGAGGUAAACAGUAGAUGUGGUGUGUGAGGGGACAAGAGGAGAGGGAGGUGUCUUUUUGCCCUUUUAAAAAAUCUCCUCCUCAACUCACUCUCAAAGGCUAGAGAGCUGGUAAGUGGCCUGGGAAAAUUCUAGAACAUUCCCUAGUGUGUGGGGUCAGGGUCCUUCUCCAGCCUCCCUCCCCCACUUCCUACUGUCACCAGACCAUUAGGGCCUGGCAUUUUGAAGAGCAGGGCAGCCACUUUCUUCCAGCCUCCUUGUACCUCCCCAGUGGGUGAGUGAAGCCCAGAUCUUCUCUGCAGGUGUGGUGUACUUGUCCCUGUGGUCCUGACUUCUGUCCUCCAUUGUCUUAGAACC